GAAGCCUGUUUCGUUAAACAUGGAUGAAGUAGAGCAGAGGCCAACUGCGGGAUCCCGGUUAGGAGUUCAGGAGAAUGCUGGGAUAAGUACUUUGGAACACGGACAAAAACUGCCUGCAACGCCUACAGGAAAACUUACUUCUAUCAAAAUCCAAAUGCUAGAUGAUACGCAGGAAAGUUUUGAAGUUCCGCAAAGAGCUCCAGGGAAGGUUUUGCUAGAUGCAGUCUGCAGUCACCUAAACCUUGUCGAAGGUGACUAUUUUGGCCUUGAAUUUCUGGAUCAUAAAAAGAUAAUGGUAUGGCUGGACCUUUUGAAACCAAUUGUGAAACAGAUCAGAAGGCCUAAACAUGUAGUUGUAAAAUUUGUGGUGAAAUUCUUCCCGCCUGAUCAUGCUCAGCUGCAAGAAGAGUUAACAAGGUACCUAUUUGCGUUGCAAGUAAAGCAGGAUUUGGAAAAAGGAAGGCUAACUUGUAAUGAUACCAGCGCUGCUCUCUUAAUCUCACACAUUGUACAGUCUGAGAUUGGGGAUUUUGAUGAAACCGUCGAUCGUGAACACUUAGCAAAGAACAAGUAUAUACCUCAGCAAGAAGCAUUAGAAGACAAAAUCAUGGAAUUUCAUCGUAAUCAUAUUGGACAAACACCAGCAGAAUCAGAUUUCCAGCUGCUUGAGAUUGCCCGCCGUUUGGAAAUGUAUGGAAUCCGGUUGCAUCCAGCCAAGGACAGAGAAGGAACAAAGAUCAACUUGGCAGUUGCCCAUACGGGCAUUCUGGUGUUUCAGGGUCACACCAAGAUUAAUGCCUUCAACUGGGCUAAAGUUCGAAAGCUGAGCUUUAAGAGGAAGCGUUUUCUUAUUAAGCUGCGGCCAGAUGUCAAUAGCUCCUUCCAGGACACACUAGAAUUCCUGAUGGCCAACCGGGAUUUUUGCAAGGCCUUUUGGAAGAUCUGUGUGGAACACCAUGCCUUCUUCAGGCUCUUUGAGGAACCCAAACCAAAGCCCAAACCUGUUCUCUUUACUAGAGGUUCAUCCUUUCGGUUCAGUGGCCGAACUCAGAAGCAGGUUCUUGACUAUGUUAAAGAAGGAGGGCACAAGAAAGUCCAGUUUGAAAGGAAACACAGCAAGAUCCACUCUGUCAGGAGCCUGACCGCAAAGCCUUCCGGACAGCAUUCAGAGGUGCCAACGCAAAGCUGUAGUUUUACAUAUGGCGACAGUGCCGAUUCCCCGGUUGAGCAGAGCUGCCGGCAGGGGAAAGAACUGAAAGUCUCGGUGGAAGAUGGCGGGCAGCGGGCAAGCCCUUCCCUAAAGAAGAGCCCAAAGGAAGGCAGGAGGCUGGACAGGGCAGCAAUGGCCACCAUGGAGGAAGAGGAGGAGGUUGUAAAGGACAGACCACAGCACAGUAGACCUCAGGCACAGCAGCCGAGCACAGGCUCUCUUGCUGGCAGCCCUCACCUUUCAGAACUGUCAAUCAAUUCCCAAGGAGGACCAGCCAUGGCCAAUGUGACGUUAUCUCCUAAUCUGAGCCCCGAUAAUAGGCAGGCUUCUCCACUGGUUAGCCCUCUGCUGAAUGACCAAACUGGCAUUCGAACUGACGAUGAAGAGGAAGUCAGGAGAAAGAGGUUUCCAACGGAUAAAGCAUACUUCAUUGCGAAAGAAGCAUCCACGACAGAACGAACUUACCUGAAAGACCUUGAAGUCAUCACAUCGUGGUUCCAGAGCUCAGUGAGUAAAGAUGACUGCAUGCCGGAUACCCUGAAGAAUCUCAUCUUUUCCAACUUUGAACCUUUGCACAAAUUCCACACCACCUUUCUAAAGGAAAUAGAGCAACGCCUUGCCCUUUGGGAAGGGCGCUCUAAUGCCCAUUUGAAAGGAGAUUACCAAAGAAUUGGGGACGUUAUGCUGAAGAACAUUCAGAGUAUGAAGCAAAUGACAAUUCAUCUACGGAAGCACAGCGAGGUUCUGGUUGAGCUAGAGAACGGGAUCAAGAACUCACGCAAGUUGGAAACUUUAUGCAGGGACUUUGAGAUGCAGAAAGUUUGUUACCUACCCCUCAAUACCUUCCUGCUCAGGCCUCUGCACCGGCUUAUGCACUACAAGCAGAUAAUGGAAAGGCUCUGUAAACAUUAUCCACCAAAUCACGUGGACUUCAGGGACUCCAGAGCUGCUCUGGCAGAGAUCUCAGAGAUGGUGGCUCAGCUCCACAGUAGUAUGCUGAAGAUGGAAAACUUCCAGAAGCUGCAUGAAUUGAAAAAAGAUUUGAUAGGCAUCGACAAUCUGGUGAUUCCAGGAAGGGAAUUUAUUAGGUUGGGCAGCCUUAGUAAGUUGUCUGGAAAAGGCUUACAGCAGCGGAUGUUCUUCCUGUUCAACGAUGUCUUGCUAUACACAAGCAGGGGCCUGACAGCUUCAAAUCAAUUUAAAGUCCACGGACAGCUUCCACUGUAUGGCAUGAUGAUAGAAGAGAGUGAAGAAGAAUGGGGGGUUCCUCACUGCUUUACACUGAGAGGUCAGCACCAGUCCAUCGUUGUUGCUGCGAGCAGCCGCUCUGAAAUGGACAAGUGGAGCGAGGACAUACAGAUGGCAAUUGACCUGGCUGAGAAAUGUAAUGGCCCCGCUCCUGAAUUUCUGGGGAGUAGCCCACCUGACACUAAGUCCCCAGAGGAGCCAACUGUAGAUCAAGAAUCGGAGGACGAUCUCAAUGCAUCGCGCACUUCACUUGAACGUCAAGCUCCUCACCGUGGCAACACUACGGUGCACGUCUGCUGGCACAGAAAUACCAGCGUUUCCAUGGUCGACUUUAGUAUUGCUGUGGAGAAUCAACUCUCUGGAAACCUUUUGAGAAAAUUCAAGAACAGCAAUGGGUGGCAGAAGCUGUGGGUGGUAUUCACCAACUUCUGCAUGUUUUUCUACAAAUCCCAUCAGGACAAUCAUCCUUUAGCUAGCCUUCCUCUGCUGGGUUAUUCUCUUACCAUUCCUUCCGAAUCUGAGAACAUCCAUAAAGACUAUGUCUUUAAGCUACACUUCAAAUCCCACGUGUACUAUUUCAGGGCAGAAAGUGAAUACACAUUUGAACGGUGGAUGGAGGUAAUCCGAAGCGCCACCAGCCCAGCCUCGCGCAUCCGGGUUCUUAGUCACGAAGAGUCACAUGUUUAUUGACAACCCCCAACAAGUUGUUCAUUCCAGCAGUUGCUGCUUUUCUAGAGGACAUUUUGGAUUUUAUUUUCUCCUUUUAAAGUUUAGUAAAAACACAGAUUUGUUUUAAAAAAAAGUUUUGGAGCAGCUUUUUUGUAAUAUUGCCUCAGCAGGAUUGUUUACUAUGAUCGGCCAGGUGACAAGUUACACGUCUCGUAUGUUGUCUUUUGGUGUGGUUUUUUUUUUUUAAAGCUUGUGCCAGUAUUAAAAUAUUGUCCUUGGAGUGCCAAAUGCCAAAAGACAUUUCCUUGCCUCAAAAGUUUGCACCGGAAAUAUGGUACAGUUUUUUUGUAGUAACUUCAUAUUUGGUAUUUUCCUGGAGAGCAAAUGCCCUUUCUUCUUUGAAA
Molecule: messenger RNA, 3531 nt
Organism: Euleptes europaea (tarantolino)
Lineage: Eukaryota; Metazoa; Chordata; Lepidosauria; Squamata; Sphaerodactylidae
Gene: FARP1
Product: FERM, ARH/RhoGEF and pleckstrin domain protein 1
Exons: 26
Coding region: 20-3148 (1042 amino acids)
Cellular component (GO): cytoskeleton
Molecular function (GO): cytoskeletal protein binding; guanyl-nucleotide exchange factor activity
Source: RefSeq, a predicted model, not a curated record